Helianthus annuus (common sunflower) is the source of this 705-nucleotide messenger RNA. RefSeq lists its product as uncharacterized. Bases 1 to 705 code for a protein of 234 amino acids. Gene Ontology annotation, molecular function: nucleic acid binding; zinc ion binding. The record is from RefSeq and is a predicted model, not a curated record. The transcript has a single exon. Lineage: Eukaryota; Viridiplantae; Streptophyta; Magnoliopsida; Asterales; Asteraceae.
AUGAAAGAUGGAGAAUCUGUUGAGGAAUACUUCAACAGAACGAUCCAUUUAGUAAAUCAAUUGCGGAUGAAUGAAGAAAAAUUAGAUGAACGGAGGGUUGUAGAAAAAAUCUUACGUAGUUUGACUAGGAAUUAUGAAUCGGUUGUUAUAACCAUCCAAGAAACAAAAAAUCUCGCAGAAGUAUCCACCGAAGAACUAAUGGGGAUACUUCAAUCACAUGAAUUAAGAUUGAAAAGAUACGAAGAUAAUCCCGUUGAACAUGCGUUUCAAGUAACGAAUGUAAGCCAAGAUAGAUCUAGACAAUCAUUUAAGAAGGAUUCCACAGGAAGGGGACGAAACAAAUAUAAGGGCAAGAAUUUCAAUAUGAAUUCAAUAAGAUGCUUCAAUUGUCAUAAACUUGGACAUACGGCCAAGUUUUGCCAACAAAAGGAUGAACGCGAAAGAGCGGAUAAUGCAUUAAUUCAUACAGAAGAUGAUGUCGAUGAACAUGAUGACACUAUGUUCAUGAUUUUUAAUAUGGAGGAGACAGUCAAAAGUGACUGUUGGUAUCUUGACAGUGGCUGCAGUAACCACAUGAGUGGUAACCGAGAACUCUUCUCUCACCUCGAUGAAUCUUUAAAAAAGGAGGUGAGAACAGGAGAUGAUAAACGGUUGGAAGUAUUAGGGUUUAGGGAGAGGCAGCGGAAAUAUAUCUAUUACGAUUAG